CACUUCACCAUUAUUCCUUCCUCUCUCUCUCCCCGAUGGGACUGGUCUCAUUUUCCAAGAUUCUGAUCAUUCGCUCCCAUUUGUGGCCAGAAGAAGGAUUAGCUGUCCGAGUUUGAAUUAUAGUUGUUUUCUUCAAAAAUGUAUACUUUUUUUUUUUUAAACCUUGAACUAAAGCCCCAUAUUCAGGCAAGUACGAGUGUUGCAUGUAUUUUACAAGUGUUAAGUGCGGGCUCUAUCUAGUGCUACGUGAAAGAAUCACCGAAUUAAACAAAUAAAAUGUACAGCAUUUAAAACUUCACGUCAUUAUGGUGGCACUUGGAGAGCUAAGUAUUUUUUUUGGGUGAUACUUGGUGUAAAAAGUUUGAGAACAAUUACAUUAACUGAGUAAAUAUCAAUAUAUUGAGUGAAAAAAGUACUUUACAUGAAAAAAAAACACCAAAAAAACGAUUCAGUCCUCUUGUCUUCACAACUACAUUACCCAUAAUUCGCUCCUCCUUGAAAGGCCGGCUUAGGUUUAUCUGUAAAAAGAGUGAUCCUGCUAAAUUUGUGACUAUAUUUGGAAGUAACACAAUAGUAUUAUUGAAAGCUGUCAUAUUACGUAAUAUAUAUACAUAUUUUUAAUACGAUAGAAAUGUAUUUCUAAUGACUUAAAUCGUUGUUUUAACCGUCCCUGCAAGUUCAUGGUUGGCCAACAUCUUUCCGGCAUCUCAGUUUGCCGUCAGGAAGCAUAAACAAAAUGUUUUCAUUUUCUUAAAAAUGUAGAUAUAUUUUCUCAAAGAGAUAUUUUUGAGGUUUUGCUGACUUUUCAUCCAGCAUGGACGAAGACGGGCUCAAAAUGCUGGUGAAGCUAACCCAGGACGGAGACCUUAGCUCUUUGAAAAAACACAUGCAGACAUGCGGACUAAUGGAGGCUGCCAGAGACAAACACUUCGGGCGGUCCGGCGACACUCUCGUACACUACGCCGCCCGACACGGACACUUGGAUAUUUUAGAGUUUCUCAUAAAAGAAGUCGGCACCGAUGUGGAAGUUUACAACAACGACUAUAAGCGGCCACUGCACGAAGCUGCUUCCAUGGGCCACCAAGCAUGUGUCAGCUAUCUACUGCAGGAGGGAGCGAAAGUGGACAUCUUAAAGAAGGCGGAUUGGACCCCUCUGAUGAUGGCCUGCACUCGGAAGAACCUGGACGUGAUCCGGGAGCUGAUGGAGCACUCCGCCGACCCGCUCCUGAGAAACAAAGAUGGCUGGAACGCCUUGCACAUCGCCUGCAGGGAGGGCGAUCCCCUGGUGGUCCGCUACCUCCUCGAAGUCGCUCCGGAUGUGUGGAGAAGUGAGAGUAAGACGCGCAGGACACCUCUCCACACGGCGGCUAUGCAUGGCCGUGAGGAGGUUGUUGGCAUCUUGCUUGAGAAAUGUGACUACAACCCAGACCACAAAGACAGCUGCGGAGUCAUACCUUUCAUGGACGCUGUGAGGAACGGACACAUCUCAUUGGCCAGGCUCCUUUUGGAGAAACAUCAGGCAUCUCCAACUGCAGCCGACAUACUUGGGGUUCAGCCAGUGCACCAGGUGGCUAUCACUGGCCAGGACCAGGCGCUGCGGUUCCUAGUACGAGAGCUCCAUGUUGACGUGAACCAGAGGGCCACUGGCUCGCAGCUCACCUCCUUGCAUUAUGCUGCCAAGGAAGGCCACGUUUCCACUAUAAAGACACUGCUAGACUUGGGAGCAGAUCUUCAUGUUCGGGACAAAAAAGGAAGAACAGCUCUCCACAUGGCUUCCAUCGGUCAACACGCGGAAGCUGCCAGGACGUUGCUGCAGCUCGGGCUCGAAGAUUCCCAGGAUGCAUCUGGCACCAUGGCAUGCCAACUUGCCAAAAAAUCUGACAUCAUGCAAGUUUUCAACUACGUUUAAUCAAAUCCACUCAAGGGCAUGAUAAUUCUAAUAUAAUAAAGAAAGAAACAUCGACAUUUUUCUUAUUUUUUCCCUCUUCGGUAGCUAAAACGAAAGUCUAGAAAUCUGUUUUCAAAUGGAGGGAGUUAAAGUAAUAAGUCAUCAGAAAAAUAAAUAUUCAAACAAAGUAUAGAUACUUGAGUAAAAAAGUCUUUGUACUAUAAUUCUCAAUGUGUGGUAGUUUGUGAAGAAAAAUCGCUGAAUUAAAUAUUGAAACUGUAUGUAAUGUUAUAGUGGCUUAAACCCUUUUAAAUCCUUUGCAGUACAUUUGUUAAAUACAAUUGAGUUGUAUUUAAAUACAUUUGUUCACUACAAUUGAACUGUAUUUCAUAAAA
This is a messenger RNA of Phycodurus eques (leafy seadragon), 2283 nucleotides long. RefSeq names its product ankyrin repeat domain 16 (gene ankrd16). The transcript is spliced from 7 exons. NCBI's taxonomy places the organism in Eukaryota, Metazoa, Chordata, Actinopteri, Syngnathiformes, Syngnathidae. Bases 815 to 1909 code for a protein of 364 amino acids. Gene Ontology annotation, molecular function: protein binding. The record is from RefSeq and is a predicted model, not a curated record.